AUGGAAAGAGGAUGGAACCCUAAUCAUGUGGAGACUUCCCCAAAUUGCCCUCGUUGUGGCUCUUGCAACACCAAGUUUUGUUACUACAACAACUACAGCUUAACGCAGCCUAGGUACUUUUGCAAGGGUUGCAGGAGGUAUUGGACCAAAGGUGGGUCCCUCAGAAAUGUGCCGGUAGGCGGUGGUUGCCGGAGGAGCAGGAGAGGCAAGUCUAUUCGCUUAUCGUCCAAUCGUGACCUCUCUAGGGUUUUCCCUUAUGGCAAUUUCAACCGCUUGGUUGAUUCCACCAGCUCAUCCCAUCGUCGCGUUUCCAGAAAUGAUCACCAUUUUAUCUUCAGUGGGUCGAAACCAGAAACCAGCAAUAUUGGGUCAGCUGGCAGCAUUGACAUUGCACAAGUUUAUGCCAACUUCUUGAUUCAUCAGCCGGCCGAGCGAGAAUCGUGUGUCGAAAUGACCGGAUUGCCCCCGUGUGGUACCGCCGGCGAUGAUCAUCCGUCCUUGAUCUCCCAGCAGUUUGCAAGUGCUUCCAAUUAUAUGCCUAUGGAGUACUUUAGUAGUACUGAUCAUGACCACCUAAUUCCCUUAGAGAACAGCCUUCUCUUGGAAUAUUAUCCUUACCAUAAUACCAGUGGGUUUGAUUCAUUAAUUCACAAGCAACAAGAGAAUUAUGGAUUGCCACUAUGGAUUAAUGGGGAAAUGAUGGAUCCAAACCAUAUUUUGAAUGCACCACAAAUGCCUGAGCCAGCUGGGGCUGUUGGGAUUGAACAAGGAUCAGCUCAAAAUUCAGACCAUUUUGUCGGUAAUAAUUACGGGAACUCAGUUUACACGUCGACGUCCGGUUACGGAACCCUUUUCGGGCCUUAG
Messenger RNA from Rhododendron vialii, 864 nucleotides. RefSeq names its product dof zinc finger protein DOF2.5-like. The record is from RefSeq and is a predicted model, not a curated record. Gene Ontology annotation, biological process: regulation of DNA-templated transcription. Gene Ontology annotation, molecular function: DNA binding; DNA-binding transcription factor activity. Lineage: Eukaryota; Viridiplantae; Streptophyta; Magnoliopsida; Ericales; Ericaceae. The coding region runs from base 1 to 864 and encodes 287 amino acids. The transcript has a single exon.